Maniola jurtina (meadow brown) is the source of this 2576-nucleotide messenger RNA. It is a transcript of the gene CngB, whose product is annotated as cyclic nucleotide-gated cation channel beta-1-like. The record is from RefSeq and is a predicted model, not a curated record. Gene Ontology annotation, cellular component: plasma membrane; intracellular cyclic nucleotide activated cation channel complex. Gene Ontology annotation, biological process: monoatomic cation transmembrane transport. The transcript is spliced from 15 exons. Gene Ontology annotation, molecular function: cGMP binding; protein-containing complex binding; intracellularly cGMP-activated cation channel activity. The coding region runs from base 400 to 2436 and encodes 678 amino acids. NCBI's taxonomy places the organism in Eukaryota, Metazoa, Arthropoda, Insecta, Lepidoptera, Nymphalidae.
AAGCGCCUUUGUGGAAACGAGAAAUUCUAUCCAUUUCUCUAUAGAUACUUCGUACUCACUCAGCGCUUUAAUCGCUGAACUAUUCAAUUGCAUAGGGUUAUCACGGUAAAUAUUUACACCAAGCCUCGCAGCUAAUAAUUUAUUAUACGGCGAAAUGAAGUAGCCCCUGAAAACUGAAAUCAGAAGAGCUUUCAGAGCAAGAUUUUUGAUUUGUUCAAGUUAAAUCUUUUAUGGAUUGGGGUUGAAAGUUGAAACUAAGUGAAGUGAUAUUGAUUAAAAUAACCCUAUUGAUAUUACUGAUUAGACUGAACUAAAAAGAAUAUAAUAUUGAGGGAAUACGAUGCUAGGACGGAAGAAUAACAUAAAAUAAAUAAAUAAAUAAUUAGGUAUAUAUCAAAGAUGAUUUUCGAUAAGCUCAAUUUUCGGAAAAGGCACACAGUCCAUCCGUCGUCAAGCAAAGCGCAACCAGCCUGUAUCGCCCAAGGACCUUACAACUCAUGGGGUACCCCAGACUCUACGCCCAAACAUGCUAGCAUAGCAAAAACAAGCUCCAAUAUUGAAGUAUAUAUAAAAGAUGACAUUGAACAAAACAGAAAGUCCGUAAUACCGCCUCAAAGAGUCAGGCUAUUGAGUGCAAAUCAAAAAUGUGUAGUGAAGGACACAGAUACAAUACAGGAGUUUGUGACGGAGCUAGAGGAUCUCAACGAAAUAAAACCCAAGGAGAUUGCAGCAAAAGAGACUGCAGAUAUAAUAGAGGAAAUUGAAGAGAUAGUGGAAACUCCUCAAAGUCCGGUACCGUCUUCUCCAGCGCGGGAUAAAUGCAAGCGUUUCAGAUUGCCAACAUGCUGUGACCCAUCCGUUACCAUAGAUCCGCAAGGUAGAGGCUACAUAACUUGGUUGCUCCUGGUAACUUGCUGCUACAGCUACAAUGCUUGGUGCAUCGCUCUUCGCGCCACAUUCCCUUACCAGACUCCUCAAAAUACGCCAAUGUGGAUGACGGCAGACUACUUCUGCGACAUCAUAUACGUGCUGGACGUGGUGUUUGUGAAGCCGAGGCUCAUGUUCCUGCAUGAUGGGUUCUGGGUGGACGAUCCGGCGGAAACCAGGAAGAAUUAUAGGAAGAAACUUCAAUAUAAGUUCGACUUGAUAUCGCUUUUGCCACUGGAAAUAUUGUAUUUCUAUUUCGGCACCCAAAAAGUGAUCUUGCGGUUCCCAAGACUACUGAAAUUGCAGACAUUUUGGGAGUUCCAUCAAGCUAUGGACCGAGUUCUGUCUUCUCCGUACGUGGUUCGUAUCGGCAAGAUGUUGUUCUACAUCUUCUACCUGAUACAUCUAAACGCGUGCGCGUACUACGCCAUGAGCGAUCAUAUCGGACUUGGCUCCAAUGGCUGGGUGUACGACAACCAAGGGAACGCUUACAUCCGCUGUUUCUACUUUGCUACUAAAACCGCUACAUCCAUUGGCAAGAAUCCAAAACCCGAGAACAUGAAAGAGUACUUGUACAUGACCGCUGCUUGGCUGAUGGGCGUGUUUGUCUUCGCCUUACUAAUUGGUCAGAUACGGGACAUCAUAGCCACGGCUACCAGGGCUAGGACGGAAUACCGCAAGACAGUGGAUGGAUGUACCCGCUACCUCCGCAAACUGAACAUGCCGGUAUCUCUACAGCGCCGCGUCACGUGCUGGUUCAGCUAUACUUGGACACAGCAACGAUGCUUCGAUGAAUCGAAAAUACUAAACUCGCUACCUUCCAACAUGAAGCGAGAUGUAGCUCUUGAGGUCCACAUAACGACUUUGAGCAAAGUGCAACUGUUUCGCGACUGCUCGGCGUCCCUCCUGCGAGAUUUGGUCCUGCAACUGCGGCCCGUGUCGUGUCUGCCGGGGGACGUGGUGGUGCGGCGCGGGGACGUCGGCCAUGAGAUGUACAUCGUCAAGUGCGGGGAGUGCUAUGUACUUUCACCGGAUGAGAGGGAAGUAUUGGCGACUCUCGGUGAAGGAUCAGUGUUCGGAGAAAUCAGCCUCCUGGGCAUCGACGGCUUGCGGCGGCGGACUGCUACUGUAAGAUCUCGCGGAUACUCGAGCCUCUUCGCACUAUCGCGAAACGACCUCGACGCUGCACUCAAAUACCACAAAGAGGCCGCGAACAUUCUACGCCUUCGAGCUGACCAGAUCAUCAGAGAGAACGCCGCGAGGCAAGUCAAGCAGAAGCUAGAGAGGGAACAGAGCAGGAAGUAUAGCGGGGACUCCACUGUGAGGAGGAGGAAGAGUGCCGUCAGUGGAGAUAGUAGCAGCACUGCGGAGGGAAAGAAGCUGCGAUCAGCGAGUUCCCAAUCUCGAAGGAAGUUAUCUGCUGUUUCGGAAGAUAAGCCUUGUCCUUCCAUCGGAUCCGCCGACAGGUCUGCACUACCGACGAUCGUACUCUCUAGCGCGAGCGAGUAAAAUGCUUCGUAUAUUAAAUAACGUAACCAAAGAUUUUAUAUUGUAAUCAUUCCUUUUUGUAUACCAAUCAUCUAUAUGUACCUAAUAUAUUAGUAUUUAUGUAAUAUUUAUCUAUUUUAUUAUAAGCCCAUUCGCUGUUU